Messenger RNA from Arachis ipaensis, 485 nucleotides. NCBI's taxonomy places the organism in Eukaryota, Viridiplantae, Streptophyta, Magnoliopsida, Fabales, Fabaceae. The record is from RefSeq and is a predicted model, not a curated record.
GUUGUUUUGCUCCAAAGAUGAGUUCUUUAGCAGACAUUUUUGCUUCUACUAAUAGAAUUCUUACUCGAAUACAUAGGGACUGGCAGAGUGAGCAUGAAAGAUGGCACCAACUCUACCUUGGACCUUUUGAUGGGAUUCUUAGUAGCAGCUUGACCUGUCAGAGUUGCUCAUCCCAGAUCUCAAUUAACUUGGAACAAUUUGAUUGUUUGCCUCUUUCACCUGUACUUAGUGGUUCCACCCUGAUAUUUGGAUGUGCACUGCUGGAUUGCCCUGAAGCAAUUCAUUGUGACACAAGCAACAAAAUUGGGACCUAUAGCAUUACCUUGUGUACCAAUUUUCACAAUGUACCUUUUUAUGUGGCUGCACCGCUGACUUCAAUUGAUCUAUCACUUUCUUUCGGAGAAGAAAUUGUCAUCGAGGAGAGAUCUCCGAAGGAGUUGUUGAACAUGCGAGGAGGACUUGGAGAGCAAGUUGCUGCCUCAUGA